Messenger RNA from Lachancea fermentati, 1137 nucleotides. The record is from the annotation of a GenBank genome assembly. NCBI's taxonomy places the organism in Eukaryota, Fungi, Ascomycota, Saccharomycetes, Saccharomycetales, Saccharomycetaceae.
AUGAGCAUCGAGGAAAGUAAAGCAAUUAAGUCGUGCAAGGCUCAACAGCCGCCGUGUUGCUUGCGAAUAUUUGAUGAUCGCUAUAUUAUCCUAGGGACGUAUGAUCUAGACAAACCUACUGGAAUACGCACUGGUUCCGUAGAGGUUUAUGACAAUGAGUUACAAUUACUUAAAACAUACAAGACUUAUGGUGCCAUUCUGGACUUAAAAUUGAGUCCCUUCGAUCCAACAUUGAUGGCAACUGCACAUUCUACAGGUAACAUUACCCUUUGGCGUAUAAGACCAUCGCCAGACGAUGCAGCUAUUACUUUGGACGAGAUCAGUAAUUUGCAGGUGUUUGAAUCUGACAAUCUUAUAACGUCUCUCCACUUUUCACCGCUACGCCCUGAAAUCGUAGUUGUUACGACGACAUCUGGUGAGGUCAAAGCCGUAGAACUAGCAUAUGAAACAGAAGUUUUUUCCUCUGAGCACAUCUCAGCACAUUACGCUAAUGUGGAACGCCAGUCUUGCGAAGUCCAAGGUCAAGUUGUUUCUUACUGCAAAUCUAAAGGCACAGAUUUUCUUCAAGAGCAUUCACUGGAGAGCUGGACUGCAGAAUUUGGAACACUGUCACCUUUUGAAAAUGUUCUGUUUUCAGGGGGGGAUGAUUCUACAAUAAUUGCACAUGAUCUUCGAACUGGUAACUCAGUUUGGUCGAACUCAAGAAUCCACGAAGCAGGCUUGGUCGCAAUAAAAUGUAGCACGCCAACUUUCAGAUCUCACAUGCCUACAAGCAUCAUAACAGGCUCCUACGAUGACAAGAUAAGAUCACUUGAACUAAGAAUGAUGGGCACAUCGAUCUACCCUGGCAUUAACGUUCCUGUACUAAACUCAGCUGACUGCAACCUCGGAGGUGGCGUUUGGCGCUUCGUGGAAUCACCCAAAAAUAGUUCCUCUCCUUCUCACAACGACCUCCUAGUGUGUUGUAUGUAUAACGGUUCGAAGAUUCUCAGCGUUUCUGGCGAUCAAUUCAAAACCACACAUUUCAUCAAGAACGGUCACGAUUCUAUGUGUUACGGUGGAGAUUGGGGCAGGAAUUUUAUUGGAACGUGCUCCUUUUAUGAUAAAACUGUUCAAUUAUGGACAGAAAAUCCUUAA